Molecule: messenger RNA, 4228 nt
Organism: Cydia amplana
Lineage: Eukaryota; Metazoa; Arthropoda; Insecta; Lepidoptera; Tortricidae
Gene: ry
Product: xanthine dehydrogenase
Exons: 8
Coding region: 75-4172 (1365 amino acids)
Molecular function (GO): molybdenum ion binding; iron ion binding; xanthine dehydrogenase activity
Source: RefSeq, a predicted model, not a curated record
GGCCAAGACGUAUCACACGUGAUAAAUUUAAAUAAAUAUUUUUUCGAAACGCAGUCGUAAAUGUUGAUAGAAAUAUGGGGUUACUGAAUGUCGACGAAGAAGUUGACGAGGUCAGCACGGUGCUAGUGUUUUACGUUAAUGGAAAGAAGGUGGUGGAACCGAACCCAGACCCGGAAUGGACGCUGCUAUGGUACCUGCGCAAGCGCCUGCGCCUGAAUGGCACGAAGCUGGGCUGCGCCGAGGGCGGCUGCGGCGCGUGCACUGUCAUGGUCUCCAAAUACAAUCGCGCCGAGAAAAAAAUCAUUCACUUGGCAGUCAACGCCUGUUUAGCACCAUUAUGCGCAAUGCACGGGCUGGCAGUGACGACAGUCGAAGGGAUAGGCUCAACUAGAACAAAGCUGCACCCCGUACAACAGAGAAUAGCCAAAGCACACGGGUCCCAAUGCGGAUUCUGUACACCAGGCAUCGUCAUGUCCAUGUAUGCACUACUCAGAAGCUGCAGCAAAAUAAAAUACUCAGAUAUGGAAGUCGCCUUCCAGGGCAACUUGUGCAGAUGCACGGGGUACAGGGCCAUUAUAGAGGGAUACAAAACCUUCAUCGAAGAUUGGGAGUCAGAGAGAAUUGCUAACGGUACGCAUAAUUCAACUUCUAACGGAACUUCGAAUGGAACUUCAAAUGGUGUAUGUGCCAUGGGUAAAGACUGCUGCAAAAAUAAAGACAAAGAGGAAUACAAAGGUGAAACCGAGUUUAUAUUUGAGAGAUCAUCUUUCUUGCCAUAUGACGUUAGCCAAGAACCAAUCUUUCCGCCUGAACUGAAAUUAUCCUCAGCUUAUGACGAUCAAUACCUAAUUUUCAGAGGUGAACGCGUAAAAUGGUAUCGCCCAACUACAUUAAACUCAAUAUUAAAACUAAAAGAACAGUACCCUGAUGCUAAAAUAGUUGUUGGUAAUACAGAAGUUGGUGUAGAAGUUAAGUUUAAACAUUUCGUGUAUCCAGUCAUAAUCAUGCCCAACUGCGUCCCAGAAAUGAACAACAUUAUUGAAACUGAAAACGGAUUUACUGUUGGCGCUGCCGUGACAUUGAUGGAAGUAGAAAACAAGUUUAGAAAAGCAAUCGACAUCCUACCGAAGUACAAGACUAGAACACUUAAAACCAUUAUAAAUAUGCUGAAUUGGUUUGCGGGCAAACAGAUUCGGAAUGUAGCCGCUAUAGGAGGCAAUAUAAUGACUGGAAGUCCUAUUUCUGACCUUAAUCCCAUAUUAAUGUCUCUAAAGGUGAAACUUAAUCUCUUAAGUAAGAAAGAAGGCCAUCGUUCUGUAUUAAUGGAUGAAACCUUUUUCACUGGGUAUAGGAGAAACGUGGUAAAAUCAGACGAAAUAUUGUUGUCAAUUGAAAUACCAUUUUCCUCGCGGUUUCAAUAUGUAAAAGCAUACAAGCAGGCUAAAAGACGAGAGGAUGAUAUAUCUAUCGUGACAGCUUCAAUUAACGUUGAGUUUGAAGAUAACACCAACAUCAUAAAGCGUAUGAGCAUGGCUUUUGGCGGCAUGGCCCCAGUUACUAUGAUCGCUACUAAGACAAGUAAAGCAUUAUGUGGACUAAUAUGGAAUGAAGACAUGCUCGAAAAAGCCUACUCACACAUGAUUGAAGAAUUACCACUGGCUCCCUCAGCACCUGGAGGAAACAUUCAAUUCAGACGAGCUCUUACUAUGAGUUUGUUCUUCAAAGCAUACUUAGCAAUAAGUAAGGAAAUGACAAAAGAUUAUUUACAAGAAGAACUCAUAAUCCCGUACCACAGUAGCGGUGCUGAGCAAUUUCAUGGUGUCAUGCCCAAAAGCUCCCAAUAUUUUGAUCUUGUAGGUGACAAGCAACUUCCAAGUGAUGCCGUGGGUAGACCAAUCACUCACAUGUCAGCUUAUAAACAAGCUGCCGGAGAAGCAAUUUAUUGCGAUGAUAUGCCUCUUGCGGAAGAUGAAUUAUACUUAGCUUUUGUGCUCAGUACGAAAGCACAUGCAAAAUUAUUAUCAGUAGAUCCGACAGCGGCCCUGAAACAACCGGGAGUUGUGGCAUAUUUCUCUGCUAAAGACGUAACUACUGAACAGAAUACAAUUGGACCAAUAUUUCACGACGAGGAAUUGUUUGUUACUGAGAAAGUUAUAAGUCAGGGCCAAACUAUUGGAGUGAUUGUAGCAAAAGACCAAACUACAGCUCAAGACGCUGCCAGAAAAGUAAAAAUAGAAUACGAAGAACUCCAACCAAUCAUUGUGACAAUUGAAGAUGCCAUUGAGAAAAAAUCAUUUUACCCGCAGUACCCAAAAACAAUUCGUAGAGGUGACGUGAAAAAAGUAUUUGAAGAUCCAAACAACAUUAUUAUUGAAGGUCAGUGUCGAAUGGGAGGACAAGAACACUUUUACUUGGAAACACAUGCAGCCUUUGCCAUUCCUAAAAAGGAAGACAACGAGAUGGAAAUAUUCUGCUCCAGCCAGCAUCCAUCAGAAAUUGCCAAAUUGGUUAGUCAUGUUUUGCACGUGCCUAUGAAUAGGAUCUCAUGUCGUGUUAAGCGGAUGGGUGGAGGCUUCGGUGGCAAAGAGUCACGAGGUAUGCUGGUAGCACUGCCUGUGGCCCUGGCUGCCCACAAACUCCAGAAGCCAGUACGUUGUAUGCUCGACCGAGACGAAGACAUGCAGAUGACUGGCACUAGACAUCCGUUUUUGAUCAAGUACAAAGUUGCAGCCACGAAGGAAGGAAAAAUGAUGGGAGCUAUUGUCAAUAUUUACAACAAUGGAGGAUACUCAAUUGACUUAUCAGGACCAGUUGUUGAAAGAGCCAUGUUCCAUUAUGAGAACGCGUAUUACAUUCCCAAUGUAGAGGUUACGGGACAUGUAUGUAAAACAAAUCUACCAUCCAACACAGCAUUCCGAGGUUUCGGAGGGCCACAAGGGAUGUUUGGCGCCGAAAACAUGGUCCAAGACCUGGCUAUCAGACUUGGAAAGAGCGUGGAAGAAAUUAGUAGACUGAAUCUGUACACAGAAAACCAGAUCACGCACUACGGGCAAGUUUUAGAGCACUGCACGUUGCAGAGAUGUUGGGACGAAUGUGUUGAAAAAAGUAACUUAACUGAAAGGAAGAAAAAUAUUCAAAAGUUUAACAAACAGCACCGUUGGAGAAAACGUGGCAUAUCCAUCAUACCUACUAAAUUCGGAAUUGCAUUCACAGAAAAAUUACUUAAUCAAGCUGGUGCUCUACUCAUAGUUUACGUCGAUGGUUCAGUGCUUCUGUCCCACGGAGGCACCGAGAUGGGCCAAGGUCUACACACCAAAAUGAUACAAGUGGCGUCGCGAGCUCUAGGCAUCGAUGUAUCUAAAAUACAUAUCAGUGACACUGCCACUGAUAAAGUUCCUAAUACAUCAGCCACAGCUGCUAGCGCUGGCUCUGACCUCAACGGCAUGGCUGUUCUGGAAGCUUGUGAAACCAUCAUGAAACGUCUUCAACCCUACAAAGAGAAGAAACCAGAAGGAAAAUGGGAAGACUGGGUAAUAGCUGCAUAUUUAGAUCGCGUCAGCUUAUCCUCUACAGGUUUUCAUGCCACACCCGGCAUCGGAUACAAUUUCCAGAAAAACGAGGGAGUACCUUUCAACUACUUCACUUAUGGAGUGGCUUGCUCGGAAGUUGAAAUCGAUUGCCUCAGUGGCGAUCAUCAAGUGAUUAGAUCAGACAUCGUCAUGGAUUUGGGUGAAAGUCUCAACCCGGCUAUAGAUAUCGGACAGAUUGAAGGCGGUUUUGUGCAAGGCCAGGGCCUGUUUACUAUCGAAGAAUUAAUUUACUCACCUAAUGGAACAUUGUUCUCCCGAGGUCCUGGGGCGUACAAAAUACCUGGUUUUGGAGAUAUUCCGCUGGAGUUUAACGUAUCGUUACUGAAAGGAGCUCCAAAUCCCCGAGCUGUGUAUUCUUCAAAGGCCGUGGGCGAGCCUCCCCUGUUCUUGGCAUCAUCGGUGUUCUUUGCGAUCAAGGAUGCGAUCCGCGCGGCGCGCGCCAACGCGGGUGUUCCAGUGGACUUUUACAUGGACGCGCCGGCGACAUCGGCGCGUAUUCGCAUGGCUUGCGAAGAUCAUAUUACCCAGAAGCUUGACCAACCUAAGAAAGGUAGCUUCGUGCCGUGGAACGUAGUACCCUAAAAUACAACCGAACGGAAUUACAUUAAAAGGGGAACGAGUACUUGCUCUAGCGAUAG